AUGGCACCUCUAAAAGUGUCAGCCGACGUUGUCGAAUCUGAGAGAGCUCCGGAGGUUUCAACUCCAUUUCUUCCAGAUGCAGAAACCAAGUAUCCCACAACAUUAAGGCGAAUUCGCGACUCAUCUCGAAACAUCGCAUGCCUCUUCAAACAAGCAUUUCAGCAAGCAUGGCGCGACCUUCGAGAUGCGAGACCGAAAAAGUGGUACACUCUGCGGUGGCUAGCAUUUCUCUCCGUCCUGUGGAGUUGCGCGUUGAUUGUUCUCAUCGUUUGCUUCGCUCUGCUCUCUGCAGGCAAGUUUCGCUUCGAGGACAGCUCAUGCCACCCAGAUGGCGAGUUUAGCCCUUUUCGAAACAGCUUCAAUUGGUGGGCGCUUAAGGGGACGUUUCAGAUCACAUUGAAGGUCGGGAAUUUUGAUUUUGCGACGGCCAAGAUUAUCGACGUGAUAUGGGAUCUCGUGGUUGGUCGAGGAGGGCAGACAAUACUGGCUUUGAUAUCAUGGCGGGCAUUCGCCGACUACCUUGCCGUUUCCAUCAUAACCAAGCCUGCUACCUACACGACUGUGUGGCUUCUAAGAUUUCAGACAGACCCAUCCUUUGUCUCCAUCAUGAGUCUCUUACAUCAAUUUGUCUUCCGACGGGGCUUGGCUUCGAGAGCUGCUAUGUCCUUCAUGGUCGCAGCGGCUCUGCUGAUCUUAGCUUUCCCCACCGUUGCCAGUUCAAUGACUGGAUACACGACCGUCAAUAAAGCUUACAUCGAGAUGCCAGAGACAGGUCUCAUUGAGUUUUCAGCAACGUAUCCAGUGGCAUAUGUCAUCCACGAUGGUUCAAGGAUUGGCCUACACGACGAAUACCUGGUGCGCCUGGGGGACUAUUCUUCUGGUGACCCGAUGAUAGAUGAUGAGUCAUAUCUUCCAGAGUUCUAUUGUCGAAACUGGGAAACAAAAGAAAAGGCAGGACGGGGGUGUUCACUACAAUACGACGUUGCAAACCAUGUUCAAGAAUAUAGAUGGUCGGCAACGAGCAAUAAAGAUGACCGAAUCAACGCCACCUUCAACAGCACGUUAAAACUUCGAGACGGACCACUCAACAUAUCGCCCUAUUACAUACCCUACUCCCUCAUGUUUUACUACAACUGGUCUGACCCUUACAACCUCACUGAGGGAAGAGACUCGAAGGCGUCAAUUAGCCAGGCAAAGGACAAGAAAAAGCUUGUGUACGAUGUUUCAGGGAAACCGUUUAAUCUCACGGAACUGGAGAAAGCGGGAAACUGUUCACCAGUUCCAGACAGAUUCCAAUGGGGUUUCUCGUUCCUGCAAGUCCUUGCUCUGUCGAUAUUUCUCCUACUCUGGACCUUUGGCAUCGCCAUCAUGUGGACGAAAGCCUACAUGACGCUGAAGUUGAACGGGUGCUCUACACAUUCAGCAGGAUGGAAGUCGCUUCUCGAAUAUGCGAGCGCCAUAGAAGCCGAACUCAAAGAAGCUGGUAUUGACCACAGGACUCUCGACGAUGACCAACUUGACGAGAAGAUUCAAUCCGUCCUUCAUGGUGGGUCGAUCUCGUCUUCGGAUAUUCUCCCCAAAGGGAUCUACAGCCUACGGCACGACGCAGGCCAGGGCAUAUUUGCUUUCUUGCCUCAUGUUGCGCAAUGGAUAGGAAGAGAAAAGUGGUGGUUCCUCGCUCUCAUCUUUUGGCUCCCGACCUGCCUCGUCAGGACAAAGUACAAGUCCUCUCCUGAUGAAGCGGCGUCGAUGGGCAUCUACGGAGCGUUCAUGGCUGCGUUUGGGGCAGUGGUCGCUUCUAGUGCAGGUGUCAACAUGAAGCAGAGAUUGGUGCUCUUCUUGUGUUUUGGACUGACUGCUGUCUUGUUUUAUGUCGCUGUUUACUUGCUUUGCAUGAUUCCUGGUGUUCUGCUUGGGGCUCGAGCGGCGCAGUUUGGGUCAAAGACGGGGAGCAAGAUUGUCUUGUUCUCGUUACCGUUCAUUUUCAACCUUAUCAUAACUGUAGUGUGUUUUCUUCCUUAA
Messenger RNA from Fusarium falciforme, 2022 nucleotides. RefSeq lists its product as hypothetical. Bases 1 to 2022 code for a protein of 673 amino acids. The transcript is spliced from 5 exons. Lineage: Eukaryota; Fungi; Ascomycota; Sordariomycetes; Hypocreales; Nectriaceae. The record is from RefSeq and is a predicted model, not a curated record.